ACUCGCUCUGCGCGAAGCUGACAAACCGUGCAGCCACCAACAGCAGCAAUACCGGUACAACCUUUCUGCCAUCCAUUUCGCGGAAUAUCGCAAGCACUCUGCUCCGACCGGUCGAGUCUCUCAAAAACUUUCCCCCCCUCUCCCACCACGAUAAUCACGAUUGAGUCGCCCUCCGUGUCGCGGCGUCCUUUUCUUUGCAACAUCUACACCUCGCAUACGCAAGCCGACCGUCAUAACCUACUAAAGGCCACAACCCCGAGCGACACCUCCCACCGCCACCGAGAACCCUCCCCGCCCGAGAGUAGCCGUUCUGCUGUCUAGCAUGCAUUGACAGGCGGGAUUGGGGAACCGCAGAUAGCAAUUCGUCAUGGACUAUUCCGACCACUCGUCGCAGCGCGUCUUGCAUACGGGAUCCUUCACAGGAUUCCACCGCCUGGGGCAGCUCGGCAGCAAUUACCUCUCUGCGACCGCAGUCUACAAGCAGCCGCUGUGCGGUAACGAGGAGGGUUGGGGCCCAUUGAGUCCCAUCCGCUACGACUUCACACCUUGCUUCAUCGAUGUUUGGAUAGCUUCCGUGGCCGUCUUUGGCGUUGUCUUCGGAUCUUUCGCGAUAGCUUGGCUCCUCCAGCACAAGAAGCCCACGGACGCUCCCAAGGACUGGCACUUUUGGGUUAAGCAAACGCUUCUCGGGCUCAUCAUCGCCGAUGUCACAGUACAGCUUGCCAUACAGAUAAUCAGCUACCGCGGUAUCUGGUUCGGCGACUUCAGGUUCUGGACGACCGCGGCCACCAUCCUCUCUCUUGGCGUCGUUUUCGCCAUCCAAUGGAUUGAGCACUCCCGGCUGCGCAACGCCAACGGCGUUGUCUUGUUCUACUGGCUCUUCCUUCUGAUCGCCUACGCCGUCAAGUUCCGCUCUCUGAUCUCGCAGCAGCUUUACGACACGAACCGGGCUUACUUCAUCACUUACAGCGUCGGCUUCGGCCUGUCCAUCGCCGAGUUUCUGAUCGAGUGGCUGUGGCCGAGGAAGGUCAGCGCAUACGAGGCUUUGAUCGACGAGGAAGAAUGUCCGAUUGAAUACGCCACCGUGUUUUCCCUGUUAACCUUCUCGUGGAUGACUCCCCUGAUGCGCUACGGAUACAAGCAGUAUCUGACCGAAGAUGACCUAUGGGGGCUUGCUAAGAAGGACCAGACCAAAAACACCGGGGAGGCCUUCAACCAAGCCUGGGAGUACGAGCUGAAGCACCACAAGAACCCGUCUUUGUGGCUCGCCCUGUUCCGUGCCUAUGGUGGCCCUUACGCGAUAGCCGCGCUCUUCAAAAUCGUCAAUGACGUCACCCAGUACAUCCAGCCACAGCUUCUUAAGUACCUCAUUGCUUUCGUGAACUCCCGGAACGAAGCCGGCGAGGAGGAUCAGCCUGUGGUCCAGGGCGCCGCCAUUGCCUUGGCCAUGUUCGCGAUUGCCGUCUUGCAGACCUCCAUGAUUCAUCAAUAUUUCCAGCUUGCUUUCGUCACCGGCAUGCGUAUCAAGGGCGGUCUGGCAUCCGCCAUUUACAAAAAGUCCAUGAGGUUGUCCAAUGAGGGUCGCGCUUCCAAGUCAACUGGCGAUAUCGUGAACUACAUGGCCGUUGACGCGCAACGUCUGCAGGAUCUGACCCAGUUUGCCCAGCAAGCGUGGUCCGCCCCUUUCCAGAUCAUAAUCUGCAUGGUGUCUCUCUACCAACUGGUAGGCUGGUCCAUGCUUGCUGGCAUCGGCGUUAUGGUCAUCAUGAUGCCUGCGCAUGGUUUCAUUGCCAGGAUCAUGAGGAACCUACAGAAGGAGCAGAUGAGAAACAAGGAUAAGAGGAGCCGUCUGAUCAACGAGAUCAUCAACAACAUGAAGAGCAUCAAGCUCUACGCCUGGGGCGCUGCUUUCAUGAACAAGCUCAACUUUGUCCGCAAUGACCUCGAACUCAAGAACCUGCGCAAGAUUGGGGCGACACAGGCCUUUGCCAACUUCACGUGGAGCACCGCGCCUUUCUUCGUCUCUUGUUCGACUUUUGCUGUGUUCGUCUUGACGCAGGACAAGCCGUUGACCGCAGAUAUUGUUUUCCCCGCCCUCACCCUCUUCAACUUGCUUACGUUCCCCCUGGCUGUUCUCCCCAUGGUCAUCACCUCUAUCGUUGAGGCCAGCGUCGCCGUUGGUCGCUUGACUUCUUUCCUGACCGCCGAGGAGAUCCAACCCGAUGCAAUCACGAUCAAGCCGGCGCCUGAGGAGAUUGGAGAGGAGACCGUCAUCAUCCGAGAUGGAUCUUUCUCCUGGAAUCGCCACGAGGACAAGGAGGCCCUCAGGGACAUUGAUUUCACUGCCUACAAGGGAGAGUUGUCUUGCAUUGUCGGACGCGUUGGCGCUGGCAAGUCUUCCUUCUUGCAGUGCAUUCUGGGCGACCUCUGGAAAGUCAAGGGACUGGUGGAAGUCCAUGGAACUACGGCCUAUGCUUCUCAGGGCACCUGGAUCCUGAACGCCACGGUUAAGGAGAACAUCAUCUUCGGCUACCGCUAUGAUCCCGAUUUCUACGAAAAGACUGUCAGGGCUUGCGCCCUCGUCGAUGACUUUGCUCAACUCCCCGAUGGCGACGAGACCGUUGUAGGUGAAAGAGGUAUCUCAUUGAGUGGCGGUCAGAAGGCGCGUGUGGCCCUGGCCCGCGCCGUCUAUGCCAGGGCGGACAUCUACCUCUUGGACGACGUCCUUUCGGCCGUCGACUCCCAUGUGGGACGACACAUCAUCGAGAAUGUCCUGGGCCCUAGAGGUCUGCUGAGCACCAAGACCCGAAUCCUUGCGACCAACGCCAUCGCCGUGCUCGGACAGGCCAGUUACAUCACCAUGAUCAGGAAUGGCGAGAUCGUCGAGCGUGGAACCUACAAACAGCUCGUGGCUAUGAAGGGCAUGGUGAACGACCUCAUCAAGACUGCCGGACAAGAAUCGGACCCGUCCUCCUCGGCAAGUUCGAGCGGUUCCAGCAGCGAGACCUCGACCGUCAUCGAGGUCGAGGGUAGCAGCCAAGAGAAGUCCGAGUUGGAAGAGUCCCAAGAGCAGCUCCUGGAAAUGGAGCCCAUCAAAACCGCCGCCUCCAUGAAGAACAAGAAGCGGUCUUCGAGCAUGGCCACUCUGCGUCGCGCUAGCACCGCCAGUUUCAAAGGUCCCCGUGGCAAGCUUACCGACGAAGAAGUCGCUGGCAGCAAGUCCAAGCAGGCCAAGGAACACGUUGAGCAAGGAAAGGUCAAGUGGAACGUCUACUUCGAGUACGCCAAGAACAGCAACAUCGUUGCUGUCGCAGUCUACAUGAUCGCUCUGUUGGCCUCCCAGACGGCCCAAAUUGGUGGUUCCGCGUGGCUCAAGACGUGGUCCGAAGGAAAUUCAAAAGCAGGUGGCAACUUGCACGUGGGCUACUACAUCGGCAUCUACUUCGCCUUCGGCAUCGGCUCCUCGCUUUUGACGGUCCUCCAGACGCUUAUUCUGUGGAUCUUUUGCUCCAUCGAGGCUUCAAGGAAGCUGCACGAGAGGAUGGCCAACGCCAUCUUCAGGUCCCCCAUGUCCUUCUUCGACACCACGCCGACGGGUCGCAUCCUCAACCGAUUUUCCAGUGACAUCUACAGGGUCGACGAGGUACUUGCCAGGACUUUCAACAUGCUCUUCGUCAAUGGUGCCCGCUCCUGCUUCACCCUGGCCAUCAUUUCAGUCACGUGGCCUCCGUUUACUGCGCUCAUCAUCCCCAUCAUCCUCAUCUACUACUGGAUCCAGCGAUACUACCUCCGCACUUCUCGCGAGCUCAAGAGACUCGAUAGUGUCACCAAGAGCCCCAUCUACGCCCACUUCCAAGAGUCUCUCGGAGGUAUCUCGACGAUUCGGGCCUACCGUCAGCAGCAGAGAUUCGAGCUCGAGAACGAGUGGCGUGUUGAUGCCAACCUCAAGGCCUACUUCCCGUCCAUCAGCGCAAACCGUUGGCUGGCUGUCCGCCUCGAGUUCAUCGGUGCCCUGGUCAUUGUCUCGGCUGCGGGGGGUAUCGUCUCCACCUCUGCGAGCGGCACUUUCAUAAGCGCGGGCAUGGUCGGUCUCGCCAUGUCCUACGCGUUGCAGAUUACGACGUCGCUCAACUGGAUCGUGCGCCAGACGGUCGAGGUGGAGACGAACAUCGUGUCGGUCGAGCGUGUUCUCGAAUACGCCCGUCUGCCCAGCGAGGCCCCUGAGAUCAUCAAGGGCAGCAGGCCACCCGUCGCCUGGCCAUCCCAAGGCUCUCUCGAACUGAAGAACUACAGCACCCGCUACCGCGAGGGCUUGGAUAACGUGUUGAAGAACAUCAACUUGGAUAUUAAGUCGCAUGAGAAGAUUGGCGUCGUCGGCCGCACGGGAGCGGGUAAGUCUUCGCUGACUUUGGCCCUCUUCCGCAUCAUCGAGCCGACUGCUGGCCACAUCAGCAUCGACCAGAUCAACACUUCCUCUAUCGGACUACUGGACCUGCGUAGAAGACUGGCCAUCAUCCCACAGGACGCCGCCCUGUUCGAGGGCACAGUUCGGGACAACCUGGACCCCGCCAACGUGCAUGAUGACACGGAGCUCUGGAGCGUGUUGGAACACGCCCGGUUGAAGGACCACGUGUCGAGGAUGGAAGGCGGCCUAGACGCAAAGAUCCAUGAAGGAGGUUCCAACCUCUCGCAGGGUCAGCGGCAGCUCGUAUCGCUCGCUCGUGCGCUGCUGACGCCGUCCAACAUUCUCGUGCUGGACGAGGCGACGGCGGCCGUCGACAUCGAGACGGAUGCCAUGCUGCAGGCGACGUUGCGGUCGCCGCUGUUCGCGAACCGCACCAUCAUCACGGUCGCGCAUCGCAUCAACACCAUCCUCGACAGCGACCGCGUCGUCGUGCUGGACAAGGGCGAGGUGGUGGAGUUUGACAAGCCCCAGGAGCUCAUCAAGAAGCGGGGCGUCUUUUACGGGUUGGUCAAGCAGGCCGGUCUUGAUACCUCGGAGUCGUCCUAGCAGUAGGAUGGACCGACAAGACCGUUGGUCGGACGGCGGCGGGCGCCAAAAAGAAGCCUGUGCGACUGAAGAAGACGGUGAAGGGGGACGUAUUGGCAGUGGCGGAGGCGGGGGGGGCGAGGCAAGAGAGAAAACGGGAGAGCAUAUGUGUGCUUGUGUAACCACACGAUGUUUUUUUAUCCUUUUGGGAACUAGAAUGCACUGGCUGUGGGCGAGCCCCGGUAAAAAGAGGGUGUGUGUGAUCUUUGGGUGGGAUGGCGUGGAUUUGUAGAUGAUAGAAAGGAUAUUUUGUGCAUACACCGGCAUCGUUGUAGAAGUACCCGCAAGGAUCUUGAAGCCAUUGUAGAUCUACAUCCGCCAUACGCCUGCGCCAUUCGUGUAGAGAGGGUGAGGAAAGACGGGCUCGGCGCCGAGGGAGUUGAGAUGCCGUCUGACGGCGACAAGAUCGAACCCCUCCCCCCCCCUCCCCCCC
Colletotrichum navitas is the source of this 5483-nucleotide messenger RNA. RefSeq names its product P-loop containing nucleoside triphosphate hydrolase protein. NCBI's taxonomy places the organism in Eukaryota, Fungi, Ascomycota, Sordariomycetes, Glomerellales, Glomerellaceae. The record is from RefSeq and is a predicted model, not a curated record. Gene Ontology annotation, molecular function: ATP binding; ATP hydrolysis activity; ABC-type transporter activity. Gene Ontology annotation, biological process: transmembrane transport. The coding region runs from base 368 to 5011 and encodes 1547 amino acids. Gene Ontology annotation, cellular component: membrane. The transcript is spliced from 6 exons.